AUGGAUGGAGUUAGAUAUGUCUUGUCGCCUUUGACUCCUAAACAGGUGGAAGAAGUACUAUUGAAAUCGAGGAAGGCAUCAAAAGAGGUGAAAUCAAUGCCAUAUUCCCCCUAUCCAAAAUCAAAGCAUCCACCUCCUCCAAUCUCCCUUUCCACGCCAUUUUCUUCUCAAAACCCAGCAAAGGAAUCACGACAUCAGCCCUCUCUUCUUGCAACAAAAAAUGACAUUAAGAAGACAAUAAGAAGGGGAGACAUGUUUAACUUACUUUUCAUUCAUAAGCUUACCACUGAUCUUGAUUCUUCACUCGUGUUACACUCUGAAUCUUGUUUUCGUAAUGCCUCUAUUGAUGAAUUGCUUGCUGAUUUUUCAGAUUUAUUCCCUAAAGAGAUGCCAAAAGGAUUGCCACCACUUAGAGGGAUUGAGCAUCAAAUCGACUUUGUCCCUGGAUCUACCUUGCCAAACCGACCAGCCUACAAAACCAAUCCCGUGGAAGCAAAGGAAAUCCAGAAACAGGUUGAAGAGCUUCUUGAAAUUGGACAUAUUCGAGAAAGCUUGAGUCUGUGUGUCGUUCCAGUGCUCAUUGUCCCAAAAAAAGAUGAUUUCCUAUUCCUCGAAUUGAUGAUAUGCUUGGUGAACUUUAUGGAGCUAAGUACUUUAGCAAGGUGGAUUUGA
Molecule: messenger RNA, 672 nt
Organism: Ipomoea nil (Japanese morning glory)
Lineage: Eukaryota; Viridiplantae; Streptophyta; Magnoliopsida; Solanales; Convolvulaceae
Exons: 2
Coding region: 1-672 (223 amino acids)
Source: RefSeq, a predicted model, not a curated record